Messenger RNA from Plasmodium coatneyi, 1386 nucleotides. RefSeq lists its product as uncharacterized. Bases 1 to 1386 code for a protein of 461 amino acids. NCBI's taxonomy places the organism in Eukaryota, Apicomplexa, Aconoidasida, Haemosporida, Plasmodiidae. The transcript has a single exon. The record is from RefSeq and is a predicted model, not a curated record.
AUGGCUUUAAUAAACUUCAAGGAAAGAAUCCACAUUUUGUUAAAGCUAAAGGAGUCGCUAAUUCCCCAGGUUGACGGGAAUUUUGUAAAGGAUUGGGAAGCGGAAGCAAUGAAUUACCAAGUGACUAGCGAAAAUAUUAUAAUACACUUGAAGGACAUAUAUUUUAUAGAAGGAUUAAUUACGCCCAUUUCAGCACAGCUAACCUUUUUGAGAAUCAAUUUACUGAAUUAUGUAAAUAUGUCAGAAAAGGAAAAAGAUAAAUUUAAAAGACUGUACGUAUUGGCAGCCCUUGGAUUAAUUGCCAAGCUGAAACUUAUUUUAUUCUUUUCGACGUAUAUUAAUGCAAGGGAAAAUAAUCGCAGCAAGAAUUUCCCAGUUUUUAGCGAAAAUUAUUAUAACCUAGGACAGUACAACUGUGAAAGAAAUUAUGAGGACAAACUGAAUUUGACUAAUAAUCCUUGUGAUCAUUGUGUGAAUAAUGAAGACGAGAAGAAUGGUUCCUCUUUUAACCAUGGGGACGAUUAUUACAGCCAGUUCCAUUCAUGCACGGAUGAUUAUAAGGAGAACGUUUUUAACAUAAUGGCCCUCAACAACAUAGUGAACGGCAAUUCGCACUUGGGUAAUGACAAAAACGUCAGUGACAGUGAAUACGUGGACAACACGGUAGGCAUCUACGACAGCUGCGUCGACAUGAGUACCAAGCGCAUGAGCAGCAACCACGUCGGCAUGAACAAUGUUGGAGGUAACCAUGUUGGUGGUAACCAUGUUGGUGGUAACCAUGUUGGUGGUAACCAUAUCAGUGGUAACCAUAUCAAUGGUAACCACGUCAAUGGCAACCACGUCAAUGGCAACCGAAUCGGCAGUAACCACCAUAGCCACAACAACUUAAUGGGAAACCACGUCGGUGGAGGCCAGUACAACGCACUACUCCCUCAAAGCGCAGAAGAAUACCCAUCCAACGUGAUGACCCACUUUGCAGUGGACAAGAAUGAAGGUCUGCAAAACAUCCCAGCCGCCACGUCAAAAAAGAGAGCCGCGCAAAUGACACAAAGCCAAAACAAAACAGGAAACUUUUUAAAAAACUCACACACUUUAAAUGGAAUAAAAAAUGGCAUCAACGAACGCAUGCAAAAUUACAAUGAACAAAUAAACAAUGAAGCACAGCGCUUCUUGCAACAAAACCAAGACCAAAUAUCCAAGUACAUAAAUAAUAUACACCAAAGCAUUCAUUCAAACCAUGAAAAUGGAGAAUUCAACAGCCGGAAAUCGAACUUAAGCAACUAUUACGAUAAUGACAACAGUCAGGAAAAUAACAUCCUUCAAUCCUACACGAAUAAAAUUUAUGGCUUAAGUGAUAAUGUGUAUAAGAAUAGCUACUUUUUAUGA